AGGCUCAAGCUUUAGAAGUGAGUUUCUUUGAGGAUGCUGCAGUUGGGGGCAGGGGAAUGGCGCGUUCUCAUCAUAUGCUGCGACGCUUACCAAGAGGCGCCGUUGGAAUAUUGCUACAGGUGCGCCGAGCUUGUGAGGGAGGAGGUUCGGAGAUUCUUGCCACACACAAAACCCAUCCAGUUUGUUCACAAUCCAGAUUCGGAAGCGCUGAAGGACGCCUGCAACGAGUUUGUUCGAAGGCCAACUGCAAACCAGAGGCUCUUUCUGUACUUUGCAGGACAUGGCUUUGAAAUGGAGAGCAGGCAUUUUAUGGUCCCAGUCUCCAAAGGACCUUCCCUUUGCUUGCAAGAUCUUCGCCUGAAACUUGAGAAGGGCUGUAUCCUUUUCGCGGCUUGGGAUGCAUGCCGCUUGCAUGAGCCAUUUUACCCAGAAGAACCGCUGGCAUUUGAGACGGAAAAACUGCUUGCUUUUUUGAAGCCUAUGAAGACAGACUACGUAUGCUUGUUUUCUUGCUUGUCGGGGGAGCUUCGCUUCGACAACAUGGAGUUUGCAGAAGCUUUGUGUAGGUGCUUCUCUGAGCAAGAUUUGAAGUUGACUGAUGUGACUGGAAUGGUGAAGGCAGCUAUGGCUAAGCAUCGCGUUGACUCCCAUACAAGUCUCACCAGCCAUCCACAGUUGCCACCAACUUUACUUGGAAGAGCCAGCGCGCAUUCUGAAGCCUUUCGGCAUUUGUCCUUCCAGGACAGGGUUUUGUGUCAAGUGUACUGGACUCCAUGCUUGUAUUUGGGCACGACCAUUCUUGAUUUGAUAGUGCGUUUCGCAGCGGCCCAAGGGUGCAUUCAUAUACGCUUCAGCACGCGAGUGACCUUCUUGCUCUCGAUGACCUCCUUCUUUUGGGCAGCCUUUUCGCACAGUGAGAUCCCGGAAAUCCAGCAAACACCUGCUUGUUCCGUUCGCAUUGUGAACCAGCUAGUUCGGAACUGGGAAAAGAUCGAGUUCAUUGCAUUUAGGCUCCGCACGCCGAUAUCAACCCUUUUUCAGGUCUUCAGCGAAUUACACUUCAAUUUGGAUGCUGUGGGCGCUUGUGUCACUCUCUCAUUGGGUGCAAUAUGGUUUGUUCUGAGCGGCUAUUUCCUACAAGUCAUCAAGCGCUGGCGUGAUGAGGCAUCUCCGUUGAGCCAAGCUCGUGCUUCACGAUUGUGGAUGUGGGUGUUUUCUUAUGCCACCUGGGUGGCCGGCAGCAACUUCCGCAUCCUGUGGGAUAACUCUGAAGCUGGUCGAUGGAUCGAGUUUUAUUGGCAGACGUAUUUGCUACUCCUUCUGUUUUCCUUGGCGUUCACUUUAAUUUGCCGCUGUGAUCCAGGUUGCAGUUUCAAGACCCCCUGUGUGGCUGCUUACUCGCUGGUCCCCGCAUCAUCCAUUCUGGCAGUGAUUUUAGUUGUCCUGUGGCAAGGGGUUGCGUUCCAGCUCGUUUGGCUCGCUGGUGUGUUCUUUCAGUAUCUGGCUCUUUUCGGUCUAGGCCUCGUUGUUUACGUUUGGCAAAACUCACCUUUUUCGGGCUCCGGCGUUCGAGUGGUACUCACGACUCCAUGAGCCCCGCCCAUUGAUGCGCGUGAAUAUGCUUGCCUGGACGG
Molecule: messenger RNA, 1634 nt
Organism: Effrenium voratum
Lineage: Eukaryota; Dinophyceae; Suessiales; Symbiodiniaceae
Source: the annotation of a GenBank genome assembly